This is a messenger RNA of Nothobranchius furzeri (turquoise killifish), 3214 nucleotides long. RefSeq names its product POU class 3 homeobox 1 (gene pou3f1). NCBI's taxonomy places the organism in Eukaryota, Metazoa, Chordata, Actinopteri, Cyprinodontiformes, Nothobranchiidae. The record is from RefSeq and is a predicted model, not a curated record. Gene Ontology annotation, cellular component: nucleus. Gene Ontology annotation, biological process: regulation of transcription by RNA polymerase II; brain development. Gene Ontology annotation, molecular function: DNA-binding transcription factor activity, RNA polymerase II-specific; RNA polymerase II cis-regulatory region sequence-specific DNA binding.
UGUGCCGCACGCUGCUGCGCGAGAGGCUGUGCCUAUCGAGUCUCUCCCCAGUGGGUUCGGAUCGGAGAGGAGCCAAUACUAGCGGAGGGGGGCGUGUCCUCGCGCUACGCCGAGACCUCCCAAAGCAGGUUGUUGCGUUUUUGGCUCUAAAGCCUGGAGACCUCCGAAGCGCUCGUCAGUUUUCCAAGUUGGAGCCAUGGCGACAACAGCUCAGUAUAUUCCGAGGAAUAACUCCUUACCGUCCAACCCGCUCAUGCAUCCGGAUUCGGAUAGGAUGCACCAGGGGACGACCUACAGAGAGGUGCAGAAAAUGAUGCACCACGAGUACUUGCAAGGGCUUGCAGCGACCAACACGGGGCACCCUAUGAGCCUGACGCACCACCAGUGGCUGCCCACCUCCAACACCGACUGGUCCAGCGGCACCCACAUCGGGCAGCAGGAGCACAAAGCCAGCGUGCAGGCGAGCAGGGACGACUUGAGCAGCGGCUUCCACCACAGAUCCCACCUGGUGCACCAGCAGACGCAAAGCACGCACCACGGCUCGUGGGCGCCCGCCACGACGCACCACUUGUCCCCGCUGUCCCCUGCGUCCAACGGCCACCAGUCUCUGGUCUACUCCCAGCCUGGAUACACAAACCUUAACGCCAUGCUGAGUCCCCAGCCCGGCUCCCUGCAUCACGGCAUGCGGGACCCGCUCCACGACGACACGGGCAGCCACGACAACCAGAUGGAGUCGCCCCAGCAGGCUUUCAGCCACCAUCAGGACCACUCGGACGAGGACGCGCCCAGCUCCGACGACCUAGAGCAGUUCGCCAAGCAGUUCAAGCAGCGGCGGAUCAAACUGGGCUUUACGCAGGCGGACGUGGGCUUGGCCUUGGGCACCCUGUAUGGAAACGUCUUUUCUCAGACCACUAUCUGCAGGUUUGAGGCGCUGCAGCUCAGCUUCAAGAACAUGUGCAAACUUAAGCCGCUCCUUAACAAGUGGCUGGAGGAGACAGACUCCAACACGGGCAGUCCCACCAAUUUGGACAAGAUUGCUGCGCAGGGCAGGAAACGAAAGAAGAGGACCUCCAUUGAAGUGGGGGUGAAAGGAGCGCUGGAAAACCAUUUCUUAAAAUGCCCAAAGCCAUCUGCUCACGAAAUCAGCACUUUAGCCGGCACUCUGCAGUUGGAGAAAGAGGUUGUCCGCGUUUGGUUUUGCAACAGGAGACAAAAAGAGAAAAGAAUGACGCCAGUGGGGGUCCCUCACCCGAAUAUGGAGGACGUAUAUUCCCAAGCAGAGACCCCUCCUCUACACCGCACACUACAGAGUCCUGUGCAGUAACUGUUUUCAUGAACAAUCCCAUUAUUUAGAGACGAGGAGGGGAAAGAGACAGUGGAGUUUACAGUAUUUAAGUUUGGCUUUUUGUUUGUUUUCCUGAGAGAGAGCGAGAGAGCGAGAGAGAGAGAGAGAGAGAGAGAGCGAGAGAGAGAGAGAGAGAGAGAGAGAGAGAGAGAGAGAGAGAGAGAGAGAGAGAGAGAGAGAGAGAGAGCGAGAGAGAGAGCGAGAGAGAGAGAGAGAGAGAGAGAGAGAGAGAGAGAGAGAGAGAGAGAGAGAGAGAGAGAGAGAGAGAGAGAGAGAGAGAGAGAGACGCGAGGAAAGUUGAACAGAUCAGUUUUGCCUUUUUAGUAUUUGGAGAACUCAGUAGAUGACAGAAGGGGGAAAUGUUGAGAAACAAAGAUAAUAAAAUAAUAAUAAUAAAAAAAACGCUGAUUCCAUUUAAAGCAAGGCAAAGAUCUUUAUUUACCAAAAUGUGAUGUGGAGAUGUGAGGUAAACAUUGCUGCAGCUCGUCUCCUGGUGCACCAGGAGCUCACCAGGAUCAGGUGCAGCCUGCAGAAACACACAGUCCACACUGAAUGAACCUUUUUUUAAUUUCAGGCUCAAACCGACUAACCUGAUUUCUGAAUAUUACAUACUUUAUGAUAUCAAGUGUGAUGUUUUGCCUUGGAAAUCCUUCUCUUCUGGUUAUUUUUUACUGUAACUCAUCAGAUCAACAUUUGUUUCCUUUUGUUUAGAGUUAAUGAUGGAAGUUAAGGCACCUGAAAGGUAAAACAAUAAAAAAAAUUAUGUUCAUUUCAGUUAUUAUGUCCAGUGCAGGACGGGUGAGUUCUGAUUGGAUGCCUUAAAAUAAAGUUUCUGCAGCUGACAAAGUCGAAAUUUGCAACCAGGACGCUGCAGAAGCGACUCUAAAUUCGCAUUUGUUAAAUUAAAUUUGCAUGGAGCACUUAUUCAUUUUUUUAUUGUAUUAUUAUAAUUUUCUCAUCUGUCGGAUCUCCAACAGAAAAAAAGGCCUAAAUGUUUACAGGUUUUUACCACAACGCGCUGUCAGCUCAGCUUCCUGCCUGUUAAUCUCUGCUAUUUCCAACGUUUCAAAGAUCAAAUGAAAAGUAAUGAUAACUCAGGUAACUCGGUGCCCCCGCUGCGGAACAUCACGCCUGUAACACCAUCACGUGUUCCUCUGUUUCCGUUCCUUUAUGCUUUUUCUUUGUAUUAUAAAUAAAACAGGCCGACGUGGGAGAAAAGAAAAACGACUCGUUUCCUGGUGAGUAAAGGCAGGAGUUCUCUUUAUAAAUAUAUUUAUUUUGAUUUUUGGUGCAGGAAAUCUGAAAAAUCUCAUGCGUUUUGUGUCAUUUCUCAAUGUUGGACCAGUUUAAAAAAAUAAUAAUUAAAACAAAUAAAAACAUUCGGCAGUGCUGUUCAAUACAGAUGAGGGUUUUUUUCUUUUAAAGAAAAAAAAAUAAUGAUAAUAAAUAAAAAAAAUGAACGUUUUACAGAAAAUGUUGCGAAUCUGUAAAUAUGUCCAAUAUGUAAACUUGUAUUUGUUCCGACAUAUUGUUUUUGUUUGUUUGUUUGUUGAUUUUUUUUCUCUCUUUCUUUCUAUUCCGGGCAGUUUUGUACACUUACUAAUUCCAAGAAGAUAUUUUAAUAUUUCAUUUAUGAAUCUGACCAUUUAUAUAUAUAUAAAUAUUUAUUUCUUGAAAGUGUUUGGAGCUUUUUUUGUUUAGCUCUGUCGAUGGUUUUGUUGCAGUGGAUUUAAAAAUGUUUUUGUUUCCCUUUCUCCGUUUUGUUUACUACAUUGGUUGUAUGUUGACUGCUUAUUGUUGACUGCCAAGUCACAUUUAUAUUUAUGUUAUAGUAAUAUUUUAUUACUUACAUAAAACAUAUAUACAAGA